Molecule: messenger RNA, 2826 nt
Organism: Egretta garzetta (little egret)
Lineage: Eukaryota; Metazoa; Chordata; Aves; Pelecaniformes; Ardeidae
Gene: EFCAB6
Product: EF-hand calcium binding domain 6
Molecular function (GO): calcium ion binding
Source: RefSeq, a predicted model, not a curated record
AUGCCUGUAAGCUCUGUCCCAGAUCCCACAUUAUUCUCCUGGGACACUGGGCAGAUCUUACUUCAAAAGACAGCUGAAAAAGAAGAUGAACUGAAAAAAGCAUUUCAGAUGCUUGAUGUUGGUCAGACCCUGACAGUCACAAAGGGCGAAUUGAGGAGAGUGAUUGAAACCUUUCUCUUCCAUCUAACAGAAGCUGAAUUUGAUGCUGUGCUGGCAGAGAUCCCAAAUAUUGGCAAAGUUACUGUGCCAUAUCUUGACUUCCUGUCAAAGUUCACUAAAAUUGCCAGAAGUACCAGCAUGCUCAAAAGGUUGAACGGCCGCAGUCGCCAAACAAUGACAUUAAGUCAUCUGGAAUCCCUGCUCAAAGAGAAAGUGUUGGAAGAUCAUGGCAUGCCAAUGAAUGACAGUCAAUUUAAUAUACUAACAGAAAAGGUAGGGUUACCAGAUGGAGGGUUGAGUUAUCUGGAUUUUGUGGCAGUAUUGGAAGAUGCCAGACUGAAUGGCCCAGGAGCUAUUCUAUGUAACAGCCCAAACCACAGAGUAAAUGAUGCUGCUGAAAAAUGUCCUGGUCAACUCAGUGAUAAGCUGAUGGAGGUCUAUGGGGACACCUAUUCUGCCUUCCGAGAAACAGACAGUAAUCAUGAGGGUAUCGUGAACAUGCUUGACUUUCAGCAGUUCUUGGACAGCUUUCUGCUUUGUCUCACAGAUGAGGAAUUCCUGCGCCUACUUGGUUUGUUGGGAAUGAAUCUGACCUCCAUGUUAAAUUACCAAGAAUUCUGUCAACUGUUCCACACCCAAGAAACUAAGGAGGUACCUCCUCAGCUCAUGCCAUCUCACAAAAAAAAACAGAUGAUAACGGAUUCAGAGCUAGCUUGUGAUCACGCUCAUUACUACCUUGUUAUCAAAGCAAGAACCAGAUGGCAUGACCUAGCAGGGAAUUUUCAGGAAUUUGACAGUGAAGGAAACGGCAUUAUACAGCCAAGGGACUUGAAGGAAGUCUUGUUCAGAUUUGGCAUUCCAAUCACCCCAGAAGAAAUUAAGCAGCUUUGGGCAAGGUAUGAUACAGAUGCAAAAGGAUUUUACCAAGAAUUUUUACAGAAACUGGGGAUAGAGUUUGCACCCACUGACACAGGGCUCAGCAGACACAUCACGGAAGACAGCUAUGCACAUUUACAAGCACAUUACAGUCAUCAACAAAAGAAGCCUUCAAAGCUGGAAGAGCAGCAGAAACAGCAAACUAAAGCUCUGCAUGUAAGAGAAAUUAAAAAGCAGAUCAAGGAUAAAUUUAGGGAUUGCUUCCAAGAUUUCAAUAAGGCCUUUCAUAAAGUGGAUAAAAAUAGAGAUGGCUAUGUAACAGUAUGUGACCUGCACAGGAUACUGCAAGAAUUCAACUAUUACCUUGAUCAUGACCAGUUCAGUAGUCUUCUAAACAGCUUAGGAAUCAGCAUUCAUGACAGCAAGCUCUCUUAUUUUGAUUUCCUGAGAGCAAUUGAUGAUGGCAGAGCAUCUAAAUACCAACAGAGACAAAAGCAGGCUGCACCACCUGCAAGCUUUGCAGCGCUCAGCUUAGAACAGACCCUAAUUAAGAUAAAAGAAAUAGUUGCAUCAUCUUAUGAUUUGUUGUACAAGGCAUUUUCUCUAUUUGAUAAAGAAGACACUGGAGUAAUUAAAGCACUGGCAUUUCGGCAAGUACUUGACCAUUUCUGCUUCAAAUUAUCAGACAAGCAGUUCGGGCACCUUCUCAAGCACCUUAACCUUUGUGAGGACUUCACAGUAGGCUGGAAAGUUUUCCUGAAAAACAUAAACGAUCUCACAGAGACUGAGGAAGGGCAAAAAGUCAUUCCGCCAAAGUCUUCUUGGGAGCUGUCAGAGAGAGGCAUCCUCUCACAGAUACAAGAAGUAGUGACUGCUGCUUUUAACACAAUUGCACAAGAGUUUCAAGAUAUUGGCUCUUCAAAAGAUAACACAGAGGAGUCCUGGGAUAUAAUGGAUGUCAGCACUGGUGGACAGUUGAAGUAUCAGGACUUGUUGAAGAACUUCAGCUCAGAACUUGUAACGAUGCCAUCGAGCACUCCCAAUGCAACUUGUUCUGCAGCUUUGACCAAGCCAGCUACCUGCACUGUGCAGAGGCAACUUGUGUCUUCUCAGCCUCAACGUCCCAAGACAUCGUCUUCUCUAGUAGGGCAAAAGAGUAUAACAACAUCCAGUCGUCCUCAGACAACAACUUGUUCUGCACCUACCCUUAACUGCGAAGCAAUAGAAAAUAAGAUAAAAAAGAACAUCCAACAUUCCUGGAGAGACAUACUGAAAGUAUGCCAAGAGAAGGAUGUCGGCAAGCUAGGAGAAAUCCCCGUGUCAGACUUCCCAGAUAUAGCAGAGAAGUUCAAUUUGGAUUUAAGCGAAGGGGAAAUUAACCAAGUAACAACAAAAUACGAUUUAAACAAAAAUGGAAGAUUUGCAUACUAUAACUUUCUUCAAAGUUGUAUCUUGUUAUUAAAACCACAGGAACGCUCACUGCUACAGAGGGUAAUUAUACAGAAGCCACAAAAGCCGAUGAGUCCUGGACCGCAAACCCCGUCAUUCUUCAGCGCAAUGCUGAGAAUUCAGCCCCAGAUCUUGCGCUGCUGGAGACCAAUGAAGCGAACUUUUAAAUCCUGUGAUGAAAGUCAUACCGGACUGUUACCUAUUGCAGAUUUCAGACAAAUUCUUCAUGAGUACAGCAUCAACCUAACUGAAGAGGAGUUAUUUAACAUUUUGGAAUAUUAUGAUAAAACUUUGUCUUCAAAAAUAUCCUACAACGAUUUUCUCCGGGCAUUCAUACAGUAG